Messenger RNA from Pygocentrus nattereri (red-bellied piranha), 1724 nucleotides. RefSeq names its product probable G-protein coupled receptor 82. Bases 166 to 1311 code for a protein of 381 amino acids. Gene Ontology annotation, molecular function: G protein-coupled receptor activity. Gene Ontology annotation, biological process: G protein-coupled receptor signaling pathway. Gene Ontology annotation, cellular component: membrane. The record is from RefSeq and is a predicted model, not a curated record. Lineage: Eukaryota; Metazoa; Chordata; Actinopteri; Characiformes; Serrasalmidae. The transcript has 2 exons.
AUCUUUAUAAAAGAGAAGUGAGUCUACAUUCUCUCAUCUACAUAUCAUCACUUCCUAAAGAGACACAGGCUAAAGCAAAACACGCCACCGACCUACAGCACACAGAGCAGCGCACAGGAGGAUCUGACAGCAGAGAUCUUGGUGAUCUUGCCUUCUGGUAGUCCAAUGGCAGUCUGUCUCCAGCUCACAACAUCAAACAGUUCCAUGUGUUUGUGUCAGACCUUCACCACCCAUCUGUUCCUGCCCAUCCUCUACAGUGCAAUGUUCCUGACUGGCCUAGCUGGGAACGUUCUGUCCCUUUGGAUUUUCAUGGCAAAGAUCUCAGGCAAAUCUCCCACACACAUCUACCUCAUCAAUCUAGGAAUCUCAAACCUGUUGCUGUGCAUCACUAUGCCCUUCAUCGCAGUCUACUAUGCUCUUGGCACCAGCUGGUCCUCAAGGAGCUUAAUGUGUAGAUUGGCUAUAAACGUUCUGACCCCAGUUCUCCACACCAACAUCGGCGUAGGCAUGAUCAUCCUUGCUUGGCUGGCGCUGAGUCGCUGUGCCACACUCGUCCAGCACAGUCAUGGGCCUCGCCCCAGCAAGUGCAUCAAAAUCCUGCCCAAAGUCUUCUUUAGUAGGCUGCGCCAAACUCCUUUUGCCUUGGGCGUAUGCAUGGGGACUUGGGCCAUUGUGGCGACAGCAUCAAUACCGUCGGUGGUGGUUUACUCAAUGAAAGAGACAGAAGUAGUGGAGGAUGGUGACAAGCAGACGUGUUAUAGCGUCGCGGUGGAAGUUGGUGGGUCUGGCUCUCAGGCUUUUGCAGUGAUAGGCAUUGUCAUAUUCUUCCUAUGCCUCCUUGUAGUGUUAUGUGCCUACAUGGCUGUAAUCAGGCAUUUCUACAGGUCCAGAAAGAGCACAGUCAUCUCUGAUAGACAGAGGGUCUACGCAAGAGUGUUCCGCAAUAUUGUGGUCAUCCAAAUCGUCCUGGUGGUCUGUCUCCUACCAUACCACAUCUACAAGGCAAUUUUCAUUAACUUGGCACAAACUGACUCUGGGGGAAAUGGAACAGAGUGCCACUCCCUCUCUACCUAUGUGGAGAUUAAGAAUGUUCUCCUCUGCCUGGCAGCUCUGCGCUGCAGUACAGACCCAAUCAUGUAUUUUCUGCUGGACAAAACCUUCAAAAAGCACACCCUUAACUUGAUCAGAGGGAGGUCCAACACUCAAGACAGCCAUUCGUCAAGGACUGAAUGUGGCCAGUCUGCCCCAUAUAACAACAGUUCGCCAAAAGGUGCCGCGACACACGAUACGCAUUCACAUUCAAAAGAUUAGCGGCAUGGACAAGCAAACUUAGCACUGUCAAUGCAGCCAUGAAGGGAAGUGAAAUGCUGUGAAACUAAGUGCGGACUUUCUAUUGUAAAUGGAGGGGAAACCAUUAGACAACGUGUCCACCAUGUUUUAACCUAUGUGUAGGUCUGAGGUAGCAGCAAUUUUUUCUUACUGCCCUCAGUACGCCUGGGGAACUGGUCUACAGGGCUGUGGAGUUGUGAAUGCAUUAAUGCAUGCACUUUUAUUCAUCCAGUGAAAAGGCUGGACAGACAGAAGCUGCAUAUGAGUCAUAAAAAUGAGAAGAGUUUAACAGAAAGAACCCAUUUUAUUAACAUCAAAAAAUGAAAUGUAUAUACAUCCUAAUUAUAUCCAACUGUUAAUACACACUCAAUAAAGCUGAAUUUAGUCUGCAUUUA